AUGAUGGUGAAGAUGUCACCGUACGACAACGUUGUGGUUGAGAAAUUGAAGCUGAAGGGAAAAGCGUUGGACGUAAAAGCUUGUGGUGUUAAAAAGAAGAAGAAACGAGAUAAGAGAUACCAUAAUUUCUCACAAACUACUUCAGGUGAACAUAAUGAUGGAGUGAUGCAGACUGCUAAAGAUCUCAAAGGCAAAGAAAGAAACAUUGAAAUAUGGUCAAAAUUUGAAUCUGUGUCAUACACCUUUUCUUUAGGUAUGUCAAUGGAUCAUCAUGAAGAGAGCAUGAAUGAUGCAUCAUCUAAUGAUCAUCUUACUCCGGCUGAGAGGCGAUUUCUCCAUCAGACACGGAAACUUGAGCUUCAAAGGCUAGCAGAGAUGGCGACCAAGUCUCAUCGUGACAGGGUUCAUGAGUUCAAUCAGUAUCUGGCCAAUCUCAGUGAGCAUUAUGAUAUUCCCAAAGUUGGGCCUGGUUAA
This is a messenger RNA of Sphenostylis stenocarpa, 474 nucleotides long. Lineage: Eukaryota; Viridiplantae; Streptophyta; Magnoliopsida; Fabales; Fabaceae. The record is from the annotation of a GenBank genome assembly.